UUUGAUAUAUAAUAUCUGAUAGACUUUUAGACAUGGAUGGCGAGAUUUAAGGAGUUGACCCUUGGAGAAGAAGCAAAUGAUAAACAUAGAGGUAGCUCUAUAUAUCAGAGAAACUCAGUAGAUUAGGCUAAUCUAAGUUGGUGUGGAAAAAUGGGGUUCAUAAGAAGUUACUUCUCCUUCGUCUGCGGAACCAUCUGCGGGAUUUAUAUAGCGCAGAGCUACAACAUUCCAAACAUAGAAAAGGUGGCUCAAGCAGCCUAUUCCAUGGCCAUGCAGAUGGAAGAGAGAUACCGUAAGACAAAGACCAAGCCCAAAGAAGACUUCCAAGACUAAAACAUGUCACUGUUUUCUUUCUACAUUUUUGUAUUAUGAUGAGUUUGUCUUCUUAUUUCCAACAA
Messenger RNA from Arabidopsis lyrata subsp. lyrata, 398 nucleotides. RefSeq lists its product as uncharacterized. NCBI's taxonomy places the organism in Eukaryota, Viridiplantae, Streptophyta, Magnoliopsida, Brassicales, Brassicaceae. The record is from RefSeq and is a predicted model, not a curated record. The coding region runs from base 151 to 333 and encodes 60 amino acids. The transcript has a single exon.